Owenia fusiformis is the source of this 2595-nucleotide messenger RNA. The record is from the annotation of a GenBank genome assembly. Lineage: Eukaryota; Metazoa; Annelida; Polychaeta; Sabellida; Oweniidae.
UAUAAACAAUAUGGCGGCAAUUUCAAGUUGCCUGCCACUUUUUCUCAAAAUAUUGCUAAUAUUCUUUUUAACUGAUGGUACUUUUACCCAAAAUAUAACAACAGCUAAUACACCUACUACCGAGGCAGCUGUUGCAACUACAACAACUGCCCCUUCUGCCACAGCAACACCAAUAGCUGCUAAUACAGAUGUUGGCCCUUGUACGUGUGAUCUAACAAAAAAUGCUUGUGAUGUAAAUUGUUGUUGCGAUGGAGACUGUACUGCAGAUGACAGACUUGCAUUCAGCCAGUGCUCAGAAAUUGUUGCUAGGGUGUCUGGACAAACAUGCAUCACAAGCAGUGUUAUAUUUAGAGAUAAUACUGGAUAUGAAACAAAUACCUCCAACCCUGAUUUACUGUGUAUAAUCACUGACAACUACCAAGAGAGAAAUUACUACACUGUUCCCGAUGAACUGGACACACCUAGCAAACUCAAGGCAUACAGUGAGAAGUAUGGAGGCUACUCAUACCAGACACUCAACUCAGAUUUCACUAUGAAAGAAACUAAUUAUGUUAGUGGAGAUCUGAUAUACACUAGAUAUGAGAACAAUGCUACAGGUGUACUGAGUCUUCCUAGAACACUGAAUUCUGCAGAGUGUUCAGAUCAGAAUGGAGCAGCAUACUUGUAUGACCAGAAGUUUACCUGUACCCGUUUCCUUAGUAACCUAGCAACAGAAUGUCAGUCUUCUCUCAGUCUCGAUGCUGCCACCUAUUACCAGAACUUCAAACUAGUUUCUACUCCUGAAAUAUUUUCACCAGGCCCGGUAUAUCCUCCCAGCAUAGAUGGAACCACAUCAUCUCCUGGCACUACUGUCUCCAUGACAACAGUUGCUAUGGAGACAACAACAGAGACAUUGUCAUAUGACAACAGUAGUUUAGUAGACAUUAUCAUUGGGCAGAGUUACUGUAUAGACCAGCAAGGGAUUGGAGACGUAUGUAACUUCACAGGAUCGGGACCACCCUCCCCAAUGUUCAACCUAACUGGAAAUGAUUUCUGUGACUAUGCAGUUACUGAGGUCCACUAUAUAAUCUACCACAAUGGAACUAAGGGAAUACAACAGGCUGAAGUGAGAUUUGUCUUUAAGUCAAUUCAAGAUCAACACCUUCCAUUAUUACAGACAUUCCAAACCUCUUUCAAAAAGCUUGAGGACACAAACACAUUCAGACGUAGUGGCAACCCAGGAUACCUUAUAGGUGAGCCUGUCCUUGCAGGUCGUCUAGUCACCCAAUCAUUAAUAGAUGGCACUGAACGCCAGGCAAUUUAUCUGGACUCUAAUCGUGAGAAUUGGCUGACAAUCGUUACAAGCACUCCAACAGGGCAGUGUGUUACAGAACCAUACAGUAGGAGAUCUGUUAAAUUUGGAGAGAAUUUAAGAAGUGGAUGUGCUUUCAGGGUCUCUUACAACAACAUUGCGGAUGUCUGCACAUUGAUACAGCAAACAGCUUUGCAUGCUCUUACUCUUAACCAAUCAGAUUUCUACAUUGCAACAUUCGGCAACUCUGAUGUUGUGAAAGUUGGUGAUUGGGUGAAAAUUAUUGAACAAAAUAAACCAACAGCGGAGCCAUAUUCACAGAAAGGGGGAUGUCUCAACAUUGUACUAGGAAUGCAUAUAGAGAUCUUGUAUGCCAACAUAGGGUCUCUAGUCAACCCCCAAGCCAAGAUAAUUGGGAUCUCGUUUAUUUAUGAAUCUCCCCAAGACAUCAAGUUCCAGUGUGUGGGACCCUACUGCCGUCCAUCAACAGCAAAUAUGACUCAAACCUUCGAAGUUGUCAGCUCAGUUGCUUUCAUAGACACAACCCAGCCAGCUGUACCAAUUAUAGCUGAGAAGCCCUCUGUUACAGCUAAGCUGCCAAAUGACUUCUUUUAUCCAUUUUAUUAUUUGAGCAGUGCCUCACUUACCAGGACAUCAUAUUGUGUCACAUUGUUAGUGUUAAUGGUAUAUUUUUGUCAUUGAGCAAUUGAUUGUAAAAUGGAAGCUUUCUAUUGCUUGACCAGGUCCCAACAUGUUUAGGUUGAUUUAAGUAGGCAGAAAUGAUUUACAAUUUCAAUUCAACCCAAUCACAAAGAAAAGUUUCAAAAUUCUGCAAGCCUAAAAAUUGUAAUUUCUGCCAAAUAAACAAGUUUCCUGUUUUUGCUCUAUAAGGCAUCAUAUGAAAAAAAUUCAUUUCUGGCACAUUCCCGGGUGUCAAGGAUGCUGGGACAUUUCUGUCAUUGACCAAUCAGAUGAGGAAAAUCAAAGGAUCAGAUACUACAUAUAGCAACGAAUUUGUUAAUUAUAAUCAAUUUUAUUGGUAUUUAUUGGAUACAUCUGCUAUUGACAAGUGUAUCAAAUUUGAGCAAGUGAUACUUGGAUGUAAACAAGGGUAUCCUAGUAGGUAAUGAUUAAUAUUGCAACAUAAGUAAUGGAAUUAAAAUAGAAGUGAUUUAACACCAUGGUUCAAAUCCCCAAAAUGACAGAUAUACUGUAUUGAGGUUAUAUCAAAACCCUAAGAUUACAUCAAAACCCUAGGAUAUAUGUCAGACAUUACCAUGUUACAGUAAAACCUGUCUAAGUGG